CCAAAGUUAUCAUUCUUUUGAUAAUGUCUAUGAUAAUCAUAAUGGCCUUGUAAAAAAUCAUAGAUCUACUAGAUUCUAGAUCUAGUAUUUAGAUACUAUAUAGGGUCUAUCAACACGGUACUUUAAUUAAUAUCUAGAUCUGUAUCAAGUGUAUCACUUUUUUUUUUCCAUUGGCAUAUGUUUUCAACUGUUGUAAAACGCAAGGCCAAGGCUGACUUAUUUAUAUAUUUCAAAAUUCAAGGUAGUGAUCAAUCUAGUCUGAGGAAUCCUAGACAUUUUCAAAUCCAGAGGUAGUCCACAAUCAUAGCAAGAUGAGUCAUGAUCACAUGGCCAUGGCCACAACCACAAUGGGGCCUCACAACCAUCCCAUGAACACUACAAUGAACCAUAACCAACACAACAUGCCUGGAAUGGACCACUCAGGCAUGGACCACUCUGGUAUGGACCACUCCAGCAUGGACCACAGCAUGCAUGGCAUGAAUAUGAACAUGUCAAUGGAUAUGAAGAUGUACUUCCACACUGGCAUCAUGGAGUAUGUUUUGUUUGAAAGUUGUAUGACAUCAACUGCUGGAGGUAUGGUGGGUGCUUGCUUUAUCAUAUUUUUUGUAGCUGUUCUCUAUGAAGGCCUAAAGUAUUUGAGAGAAGUACUUUUACAGCGUACAAUGACUCCAGCAUCAUAUGCCGAGGCCAGGCUCCCAGCAGGAUCUAGUACAGAACAAAUGGUCAUGCAUGUAGGCCCAUCAGUUAUGAACAGAAUGUUGUCCACAGGUCAUUUCCUGCAGACAUUUCUUCAUAUUGUCCAAGUGUUCAUCUCCUACUGUCUGAUGUUGGUCUUCAUGACCUACAAUGUGUGGUUGUGUCUUGCUGUCAUACUUGGUGCUGGCCUGGGUUACUUUCUCUUUGGUUGGAAGCGUGCUGUGGUUGUGGACUCUAAUGAACAUUGUCACUGAUUUUGUUGUUGUUGAUGUCAACAUUCUUUUAGAAAAAAAAUUUACCAAAAGAUGCAGCUGAAUGUUAAAAACAAAUAAAUAAUUUUGUUGCAUUGUGAACAAUGAUUAUUUAAAUAUUGUUAUUUUAUGAAUGGAGAUUAAAAAAAAAAAAGGCAGGUUGAUAUUCACUAUAGCUUUAUGGAUUUAUUUGUUGCGACUUGUCAAUCCAAACCAAUUGCAUUCUACUUCUGGUCUAUCUAAUGUUAAUGUAUAAUGAUUUUCUUGUCAGUCUGAUACUGAUUGAUCUAUCACUUGGACCAGUUGUUUUUGACAGGAUAGAAGGGGCGGUGGAGGGAAGGAGUGGGUUGCUGUGUAUGUUUCAGUGGGAUGUACAGUUUGUUGAGUGGUUUAGUUCUAAUAACAAGGAGAAUUAAUUAGAGAAACAAAAAAUGUAUUUAAUUCACUCAAAUGCUUAUACAUACAUAGAUAUUAUGUACUUGAAUAUGUAUCAUUGCUGACUUGUUGCCUUUAUAUUGAGCGUAAUCAUCAAAUUAUAAGAACUCAAAAGAAAUAUGUUUAUUUUUCUGUAUGUUUCGCACAUUAAGAUUUUAUUGAUAAAGUGUUUUUAUUUUCACUGUGUACAAUUUCAGAAAUUCACUAAGGCUUUGUGGUAUUUUCAUUUGUAGUGUGACAAAACUAUGUAGAGCCAUUCCAAGCAACUAUUGAUGAACUCUGUUUGCAUAAAUAGAAAAUGCAGCAAAACACAAUUUUACUUUUAAUCUUUUAAAUUGUCAAACAUUUAAAACUUUAUAAUCUUCAUUUUGGGCUGUGAUAUUGGCUAAUAUUAACUCAUGAAACAUUGGAGUCUUGGUGUCUUGAUCCCUCACCAUAAAAGUCACUAGAAACCAUUUUAUUUGACUGACAAAUGUGUCCUCUAAUAAAGUUUUUAUCUUUACAAACCUACAGAGAAGAGUUUCUGAAACAGAGAGUUGACAGAACCCAACUUCAAACUGUAGACCUUACGGUUAGGGCCAGUGUUUCCCAAGCUUUGUCUUGAACACAACUCUUUGCACAUUUUGAGAAUCUAGCGGAGCACUUGGCUAUUUUUUGUUUAGAGAGAUGAAUUCACCUGGUGGCCUACUAGUUCAUUCUUCCAUUAGUUUGUGGAACACCCAGUUAGGCCUCGCUGAGCACUAGGGUUCCACAGAACAGUUUGGGAAACACUGUUGUAUUGUUGGCUCAGGAACUACAGAUCUAUGAAUUGUGUGAAGUUCUAUAUAAGUACAAUGUUCCUUGACGCAGAAACUCACAAAAACUAGAAAAGUCUUCAUUCGAAUAAAUAAGUAGGCAGAGUGUUAAACUAUUAUUUAAAGAAAUACAUUUGAACACAUCUAAACAGGAUUUUUGUUUCAUUGGUGGCAGAGAUUUCACUAUCACCAAAAAGAGGCACCAGUUAGUAAAAUGUGGGUGGCUAGUCCACUUAUUUGCAUGUCAUAAGCAUAAUAUUUGUAUUUAGCACACGUGUGUGUUUAUUAUUUCUAUGUACUUGUUGAACUUUGACUUCCCUUCCAAAAAUAUGGCCUGGAAAAGAAAAUUCUAUAAUGGAUUCAACAA
Messenger RNA from Biomphalaria glabrata, 2543 nucleotides. RefSeq names its product high affinity copper uptake protein 1-like. NCBI's taxonomy places the organism in Eukaryota, Metazoa, Mollusca, Gastropoda, Planorbidae. Gene Ontology annotation, molecular function: copper ion transmembrane transporter activity. The transcript is spliced from 5 exons. Gene Ontology annotation, cellular component: membrane. The coding region runs from base 312 to 950 and encodes 212 amino acids. The record is from RefSeq and is a predicted model, not a curated record. Gene Ontology annotation, biological process: copper ion transmembrane transport.